CUUAUCAAAAGGUCACAAGGGUGUCCGUAGGGACAAUGAUGCCACAGCUUCAAUGGGCAUUAGCUUGUGGCAUCUCAUCACAAUGGUCCACCGAGAGAGCUACGCCGCUGCUUGGGUAUUCGGACAGCCCUCAAGAGUUAAGGUGGUUGUCGCGUGAAAUUGCGACUGUAAGUCCCUUGGUAUAUCGAUUUGAAGUUUAUUGUGCCAGUCAAUCAUUGACUAGUCAACAAGAGGCGGAAGCCUGCGUAAAAUUCCAAUCUCGACACGAUCAAGUUUCAAUCAAAGCGUCCUUCAGUGCUAAACAUGGGUUAGAAAGGAGUCUAUUAAUAACAUCUAUUCACACGCUGCUAACGAUUUCCGGGCAAGCGUCGCAUGCCAAUCUACUGUUGAACAACCCUUCGCCUUGUUUUGGGGCUGGCGAGUGUGCGCCUUAGAGUUCCUGGGCUAAGGCACCCGACAAUGACGUGUCUUUAGUCGACUGCCACUUCGUCUCGAUACUUUACCGCCAAUUCAUUCGGAUUACGCAGAGGAGGUGAGAACCAGAGAUGAGUCUGCGGAUGCAAUACUCAGAAAGCUACAAAAUGUG
Messenger RNA from Cucurbitaria berberidis CBS 394.84, 586 nucleotides. RefSeq lists its product as uncharacterized. The record is from RefSeq and is a predicted model, not a curated record. NCBI's taxonomy places the organism in Eukaryota, Fungi, Ascomycota, Dothideomycetes, Pleosporales, Cucurbitariaceae. Bases 36 to 434 code for a protein of 132 amino acids. The transcript has a single exon.